AUGCUCAAUGAUUUCGUCGAUGCAUCACGAGCCUCGGCGAAAGAAGACAGCUGGGUGCUGGUUGUUCAGCCGGCUCUGUUCUUAGGAGAACAAAGAUUUCAAUAUUACUACGUGGUCCCCAACUGUCGCACCAUUGCCUGGUUAGAAGAAUUGAAUGGUAUCCUUCUCUUUCGAGAGUGUAUCAAGCCAAGUGAAUGGGGCCAUAAGAAACUCGAACUUGAAGCUCAAUAUUGGUUCUCAAUGAUCGGCAGGAGACACUUUGAGUUCUUCCCCCACCACUUCAAAAUGGUAACGUCCAAAGUGAGAGGCAUACGGAGAGAAGUUAUUUGCUAUCUCGGUGAAGCGACAAUUUUGAGUCAAUCCACGGCCGCGUCAAUAUUCUGGACUUUGGACGACAUGAGUCUGAUUAUCACACAGCUGGCCAAUAUUGUGAGAGAGAGGCCUAGAAAGUACAAAUUCCUGUCUUGGAUGGCCAACAUCGCAGCUACAAUGCUAUGUAUGCUGAUCACUAUCGAAUGCAUCAGGAGUACUUCUGUCGAUGGUAUCAUCAAUGGGGUGGAAGUACAGACAUUUAUCAAUGAUUUCAGCAGUCAGACCAAAAGCCAAAUCAUCCUAGUGUCGGUUGCAUUUUCGUGGGUACAAUGGUACAGCACUUUUGUGAAAGAAUGA
Molecule: messenger RNA, 669 nt
Organism: Suillus plorans
Lineage: Eukaryota; Fungi; Basidiomycota; Agaricomycetes; Boletales; Suillaceae
Exons: 6
Coding region: 1-669 (222 amino acids)
Source: RefSeq, a predicted model, not a curated record